Messenger RNA from Necator americanus (New World hookworm), 2223 nucleotides. RefSeq lists its product as uncharacterized. The transcript has 20 exons. The record is from RefSeq and is a predicted model, not a curated record. NCBI's taxonomy places the organism in Eukaryota, Metazoa, Nematoda, Chromadorea, Rhabditida, Ancylostomatidae. Gene Ontology annotation, biological process: peptidyl-serine phosphorylation; intracellular signal transduction. Bases 1 to 2223 code for a protein of 740 amino acids. Gene Ontology annotation, molecular function: magnesium ion binding; ATP binding; protein serine/threonine kinase activity.
AUGCCGUUAGCUCCACUCGGAGAUCCGUUCGGUUUGACACCGGCGAAUGUGAAUGUGACACCAUCGCCGGAGCAACCGAUUAAGCAGAUGGCUGGUAAGUGCUUCGACGACAGCGGCGUCGCAUGUGAUGACUCGGCGGACAGCUUAGCCGAAAUUGACAUUAGCGAGGUCCGAAAAUGUGGUGAGAAGGCCGAUGCCAGGCAGUUUGAACUGCUUAAGGUACUCGGCCAAGGAUCAUUCGGCAAGGUGUUCCUUGUUAGAAAAAUACGUGGUCGUGAUACUGGUCAAAUCUACGCCAUGAAGGUGCUCAAAAAAGCAACUCUCAAAGUACGUGAUCGACUACGAACGAAAAUGGAGCGCAAUAUUCUUGCGCAUAUUUCGCAUCCGUUCAUUGUUAAACUACAUUACGCCUUUCAAACCGAAGGUAAACUUUACCUGAUACUGGACUUCUUGAGAGGUGGAGACCUGUUUACGCGGUUGUCGAAAGAGGUCAUGUUCACCGAAGAGGAUGUGAAAUUUUAUCUAGCUGAACUGACCCUGGCACUCGAGCACCUCCAUUCACUCGGAAUUGUGUACAGGGAUUUGAAACCAGAGAACAUUCUACUCGAUGCCGAUGGUCAUAUCAAGAUCACCGAUUUUGGCCUGAGCAAGGAAUCGAUCGAUAACGAAAAGAAGACCUAUAGCUUUUGUGGAACGAUCGAAUACAUGGCUCCGGAGGUGAUCAAUCGCCGCGGCCAUUCGUGCGCUGCUGAUUUCUGGUCGCUGGGAGUUUUAAUGUUCGAGAUGCUCACUGGUCAUCUGCCAUUUCAAGGCCAUGACCGAAAGGACACGAUGACGCAAAUCCUUAAAGCCAAACUCACCAUGCCUCAAUUUCUUUCGCCGGAAGCCCAGACACUGCUACGAGCGUUGUUCAAACGAAAUGCCGUGAAUAGGCUCGGGGCUGGGCCGGACGGCGUCGAGGAAAUCAAACGACAUCCGUUCUUUGCGUCCAUCGAUUUCGGUCAAUUACUGAACAAGGAGAUCUCCCCACCGUUCAAACCUGCUGUGACAACGAUCGAUAGUACGCUGUAUUUUGAUCCUGAGUUCACAAAGAGAACCCCUAAAGACUCACCAGCAGUACCACCGUCAGCUGCCGCUCAUGAGCUAUUCCGUGGUUUUUCGUUUGUCUCACCAGCGGUUGUUGAGGAAGAGAAAAAUGAAGGAAAGAAAGUACGAACGAUUCCCACAGCGAAAACACAUCCGAUCACCGAUGACUACAUCAUUAAAGAGGAAGUCGGUACCGGCACAUUCUCAGUCGUUCGUCGAUGCGUCAUGAAAACAACGAAGAGGGAAUUUGUUGUGAAGAUCAUCAAAAAAUCGGCUUGCGAUCCAUCUGAGGAGGUGGAUAUCCUGCUGCGUCACGGUCAUCAUCCACACAUUGUAAAGUUAUUCGACGUGUACGAAGAUGACGUCUACGUGAACCUCGUUCUGGAGUACUGUAGAGGAGGCGAGAUGUUGGACAGAAUUCUUUCCAAGAAGACAUUCACCGAACGAGAAGCGGCCGACUCUAUGAUGAACUUGGCCAGCGCUGUCUGUUACCUCCACUCCAAUCAGGUGGCACAUCGUGAUCUAAAACCGUCGAAUAUCAUGUACGCUUCAUCGAGUGGUGAGGCGGAUUCGUUAAGGAUCAUCGAUUUUGGAUUCGCCAGCCAAUCCAGGGCCGAGAAUGGUAUGCUGAUGACUCCAUGCUACACGGCUCAAUUCGUGGCGCCGGAGGUCCUGAAACGGCAAGGUUACGAUAGAUCCUGCGAUGUAUGGUCGUUGGGUGUGUUGCUGUACGCGAUGCUAUCCGGGCAGACCCCGUUUGCGAUGGGACCAAGUGAUCCGGCGGACGAGAUUCUGAAACGUGUCGGCGAAGGACGAGUCGUUAUGGAAGGGAAACCGUGGUUGGAGAUUAGCGACAGUGCUAAGGAUCUCGUUCGUAAACUUCUCGACGUCGAUGCUUCUAAAAGACCGACGGCCAAGCAAAUUCUUCAACAUCCGUGGAUCACGCAUAGAAACAGUAUUCCAACAAAUACGAUAAUGAACAACGUGUACAAUGUGGAGUCGGUGAAGGGUGCUCUGGAGCAAACCUUCCACGCGCUAACCACCACAAGUGCCGUGAAUCUGCGGCCGGUGAACGCGUCGGCGCUCGCCAAACGACGUCUCACUCAACUGCCAAAGAUGGGGAUAUGCUCGUCCUGA